Polypterus senegalus (gray bichir) is the source of this 1302-nucleotide messenger RNA. It is a transcript of the gene cops7a, whose product is annotated as COP9 constitutive photomorphogenic homolog subunit 7A. Gene Ontology annotation, cellular component: COP9 signalosome. The transcript has 8 exons. The record is from RefSeq and is a predicted model, not a curated record. NCBI's taxonomy places the organism in Eukaryota, Metazoa, Chordata, Cladistia, Polypteriformes, Polypteridae. Gene Ontology annotation, biological process: COP9 signalosome assembly. Bases 172 to 1023 code for a protein of 283 amino acids.
CACGAAUUGAAGAAGCUCCCUCCUCCACCCGUCCCCAGAUUCUGUCUGCCAAUCAGGAAAGAAGCUGCGCAACACGGCUCUGACGCGAAUGACUGUGGGGCUUCUGCAGAGAAAAGUGAAAAUAAAUCGUCCAGAUCUCGGGGACAGGUUGCGUGUCUCCUGUCGGUGACAAUGUCCGCUGCCGAGGUCAAGGCGGGCUCACAGAAUCUGGAGCAGUUCCUGCUGUUGGCCAAGUCUACGCGUGGUGCCGCCCUGGUAGCACUCAUUCAUCAGCUGCUGGAGUGCCCAGGGGUGUAUUUGUUUGGGGAGGUGUUGGACAUGCCCAAUGUCCGGGAGCUGGAGUCUGGACCACAUGCCCCUGUCUACCAACUUCUUAACUUGUUUGCCUAUGGCACAUACUGUGACUACCGUGAGAAUGCUUCCUCACUUCCGGAACUUAGUGAAGCUCAGAAGAACAAACUUCGCCAUUUAUCUAUUGUCAGCCUGGCUGCCAACUUGAAGUGCCUCCCUUAUUCACUGCUUCUUAAGGAGCUGGAAAUGAAGAAUGUACGACAACUAGAAGACCUCCUCAUUGAGGCUGUCUAUGCAGACAUAAUACAAGGCAAGCUGGACCAACGCAACCAGCAGGUGGAGGUUGACUGUAGCAUGGGAAGGGAUUUGCGAAGAAGUGAACUAGCUGGCAUCUCUCAAACUCUGCAAGAGUGGUGCUCAGGGUGUGAAGCAGUGCUUGCAGGGAUUGAGGAACAAGUUACAAGAGCAAACCAAUACAGAGAGCAACAGCUGAAAGUGAAACAGCAGGUUGAAACAGAGGUAUCAAAUCUUCAGAAGACACUGAAGGCCACAGCCACGCCUUCCACAUCAGGCCCGUCCUGCACAGCGGGUACUCCCAGUCAAGAUCCAGACCAACAUGCAAGUGAGCUCCGAGAUUCUGCCCCUUCCCAAGAUGCCAGGCAGUCGGGCAAGAAAAGCUCCAAAGUGAAAGGGUUGCGAGGCAGUGGCAAGAUUUGGUCCAAGUCCAACUGAAGAUGAAGAAGGUUGGGAAAACAGGAAGAUGUUAGUCAUAUGGAAGGUCUGGAGCCUGCAAUCUCAUUUCAUCAUGUUAAAGAGAGGAGCUUUGUGCUUCUUCCGCUUCUUAUUGUGAGAGGAGCAUUCACAAAAGGGACAGGAUUACAUUAUUUAACACAGUAGCACAGACGCACAGUGUGCUGUGUUGUGGGCUUGGGUGCAACCUGAAGAACUUUAGUGUUAAGCUGCUUUCUGUCAUCAAUAAAAUGCUAAUAAAAGCCCUUUCUUCUCUUCUAA